Molecule: messenger RNA, 611 nt
Organism: Aspergillus alliaceus
Lineage: Eukaryota; Fungi; Ascomycota; Eurotiomycetes; Eurotiales; Aspergillaceae
Product: cytochrome b-c1 complex subunit 9
Exons: 5
Biological process (GO): mitochondrial electron transport, ubiquinol to cytochrome c
Source: RefSeq, a predicted model, not a curated record
UUCCUCCAUUGUGACAUAGUCCCCUUCACCUGCUGCCUGUCUUUCUUCUUCCGCCCUCUUCUCCUCAUUCCACUCCGUCACAAUGGCCGGCGCUAUUGCUUCCGCUCUCUACCAGGGCCUGUUCCGCCGGAACGCUGUUUACCUCUCGGCCAUCUUCGCCAGUGCCUUCGCUUUCGAGAUUGCCUUUGACUCCGGUUCCAACCGUAUCUGGGAUACCAUGAACAGCGGCCGCCAAUGGAAGGACAUCAAGCACAAGUUCCUCGUCAAGGAAGAGGAUGAUGAGUAAAGCAGUCGCAGUAAUUGAUGGAGCAAUCCUGGGGAAGCAUGUCGGUCCCAUGUUAUAUUAGAGCCGAGCACUGGAGAGACAUUGGUAUAUGCUGCGUGUGUCUUGUAUGAAAUAGAAUCUUUUAACUCUGUAUUCACCUCUGAAUUGAUUUCCUGCAACCUUAAGCAAUAACCGUGUCUUGUCUCUAUAUACUCCUUUCGUUGUCUAGUUAUACUCUCGGUGGUGGGGAGAAUAUGGCCUGCCAAUGGGUGGCAGUGGCGCCAAGAGAGCGGUCAUUCGAUGCCAGUAAGUAGAAAGGAUAAUCCCCAAACACCACAACAUCUGC